Procambarus clarkii (red swamp crayfish) is the source of this 1020-nucleotide messenger RNA. Its product is annotated as trypsin-1. Lineage: Eukaryota; Metazoa; Arthropoda; Malacostraca; Decapoda; Cambaridae. Gene Ontology annotation, biological process: proteolysis. The record is from RefSeq and is a predicted model, not a curated record. Gene Ontology annotation, molecular function: serine-type endopeptidase activity.
UGAGUGCUACGGAGUGUGUGUGAGGAGGAGCGCCCAGUCCUCCCUGGAGCCCCGGUCUGUAUAUGACUAGCAACAGCCGAGGUUCACUCUCAGUAACCCACACACGGUCGUCAUGCACACACUUGCGUUCGUCCUCCAACUGGCGGCAGCAGCCCUGGCGGUUCCUUCAGUCCGCGUGCGGCCUCGCCUACCCGACCGGCUAGGGGUGGUAGGCGGGACGGACGCGACCCCCGGGGAGCUGCCGUACCAGAUCAGCCUCCAGGACCUCUCCUACGGGUUCGCUUACCACUUCUGCGGCGCCUCCAUCAAGUCUGAGCUGUGGCUGCUGACGGCGGCUCACUGCGUCGAUGAGAUCGACCUCGAUGCUCCUGACUACAUCCAGGCUGUUGCCGGAGACGUUAACCAGGUGAUCAACGAGGGAACAGAACAAGAGAUAGCCCUCGCUAAGAUUAUCAUCCACGAGGACUACGACGGCUUCACCAUCGUCAACGACAUAGCCCUUCUGCAGCUCUCAAGUCCUCUUGAACUGACCUCGUAUGUGAAGCCUAUCGCCUUGCCUCCCGCCGAGCACACCUCCACAGGGAUGUGCGUCGUGUCGGGCUUCGGCGCCACGACGGAAGGCGGAGAUCCCUCUGACACCCUGCAGAAGGUCUCUCUUCCAGUGUGGUCCGACAGCGAUUGCCAGUUUGCCUACGAAGGUGAGAUCGAGGAGGGCAUGUUCUGCGCCGGUCUGAAGGAAGGGGGCCACGACGCCUGUGGGGGUGACUCCGGCGGUCCCCUGGCGUGUGACGACCUGGAUACGAGGUACCUGGCUGGUAUCGUGUCCUGGGGGUUCGGGUGUGGGAGGCCAGACUUCCCAGGAGUGUACACUAAGGUCUCCCACUACAUCGACUGGAUCAACAGCAUCUCUUCGUGAGAGGAUCGCUACGACUAUAGAUCAACAGGUUAGGCUGUGCUUAAUAAUAUACAUUAUGAAUGACGUGUGUACAUUUAUUUUCAAAAAUAAAUCCUGAUUCUGUC